ACAUCUUUUCUUGACGAGCUUACUCACGAAGUAUAGAAACAAAGUAGCCCAUAAUUUACGGUUUUGAGGUUUGGUAAGUCACCCAAACUUGCAAGAUCCGAUCACCUCAAAUUUGGGAUCACCAUUAUACCAGCAUAUAAUCUCCCUCCCAAAAGCACCAACUCCGAUCACCCCAGACCUCCUGAGGUUCUUCUUCACAGUCAACCAAUGGACCUCGAGCAUGGCAAGAAGCCCCCUGCCAUUGCCGCCGCGGAGCUAUGCUCGCUCAAGGACAAGCUCGUCGGCCUGCGGCCGGUCCUGCUGCGAGCGGCGGCGGUCCUGGCGACGGCGGUGGCCGCGGUGGUCAUGGGGCUCAACAGGCAGUCCUACACCGCGGUGGUGGCCAUUGUGGGCACCAGGCCGCUCACGCAGACCUUCACUGCCAAGUUCAGCGACACGCCUGCGUUUGUGUGCUUUGUCAUAGCCAAUGGCAUUGCCAGUCUGUAUAACUUGGUGGUGCUGCUCACCAGAAGGUGCCUUGUGCAGGGAAGGGCCCAGCAUUUGGUAGUGCAUAGGAUGGACAUGGUAAUCAUGGUUCUAUUGGCCACCGGUGCCGCGACAGCGGCUUCGAUGGCCGAGUUAGGCAAGAAUGGUAACUUGCACACGCGUUGGAACCCGAUAUGCAACAAAUUUGGUUCCUUCUGCAACCGUGGAGGCGUAUCACUCGUGUCCUCAUUCGUCGGCGUCGCGCUCAUGCUAGCCCUGAACUUGCUCUCAGCUGCAGCCACCUCUCCCCGUGGCAUCGUCGCAGGCCAAUGAGCACUAGUACCUCAGCUCAGACAGUCCAUACCCAAGAGUACACUGCUCAUGUCACUGGGAUGUGAAGUGAUGUGAGCCAGUUUGGUUGCAUGUGGGAGCUGGAUCUCAGGAGGAAGUGUGCUCAAGGCUGCAAGUGUGCUAAAUUUGGUCUACAACUGUAUAUCACCUUGCCUGGUCUGAAAUGUGCAGGCACAUAAGCCCUGGUUGGUUAUGGGGCUUUAACUAGAUCAGCUCCUAAAUUAGAUCAAGUUAUUGCACCAUUCAAUUCUACUACUUUGUGGUUGUAAACCAGUACUCACAACUGUCCCGGCAUUUGGCCGCAUUUGCUCAAUUGGAUGAUACAUUGCAUCGUUCGACAAGUAUGUCUGGUGAGGUUUGGUCUUUCACAACAGUUUGUACCUGUUGUACUGCA
This is a messenger RNA of Triticum aestivum (bread wheat), 1210 nucleotides long. RefSeq names its product CASP-like protein 1B2. The record is from RefSeq and is a predicted model, not a curated record. NCBI's taxonomy places the organism in Eukaryota, Viridiplantae, Streptophyta, Magnoliopsida, Poales, Poaceae. The coding region runs from base 208 to 798 and encodes 196 amino acids. The transcript has 3 exons.